Molecule: messenger RNA, 1109 nt
Organism: Sitodiplosis mosellana (orange wheat blossom midge)
Lineage: Eukaryota; Metazoa; Arthropoda; Insecta; Diptera; Cecidomyiidae
Gene: MED27
Product: mediator of RNA polymerase II transcription subunit 27
Exons: 6
Coding region: 95-970 (291 amino acids)
Biological process (GO): regulation of transcription by RNA polymerase II
Cellular component (GO): mediator complex
Molecular function (GO): transcription coactivator activity
Source: RefSeq, a predicted model, not a curated record
AAUAUUGACAUUUCACGGUAUAUAUCGACGCCGGGAUUGAGUAUCAACAAAGUUGUUUUCGUGUACACAUUAGUUUUCUUGAAAUUGGAAAAUAAUGGAUCAACUGCAUACAGCAUUGGGUUCUUUGAAAUUACUUCGAACCAGCGUUGGUCAAAUAUUUGAAACACUUGGUGGCGGAAUUCGUAUCGAACAUGGAGAAGAACAUGGUGAAAAUAAAUUCUUGCACGAGCUACAAGAACUUCUUACGCUGACCAAUACACAUUUGAGGGAUCUAGAAUCGACCAUAAACAGUCUCAGCACACCUCCAGCGCCACUUACACUCGGAAACACUUCAUUUUUGACGCAAGAAUUAUCACAAGAUCGGCAAGCACUCUAUUCACAACUGGUCAAUAGCUACAAAUGGAUCGACAAGGUACAUGAGUAUGGAUCGAUUGCUAGCACAGUGUUGCAUUCGAAUUCGCUGAAGCGGUCAUUCAACAACAACUCCAAUAAACGAAGAAGACCUUUGGUUUCCUGUCACAAUAUUCCUCCAACACAUUUUGAAAAUGUUUUAACCAGCAAUUGUUUGAGUGACAUGACCAUUAACAUUACUCGCCCUCAUGCUAGGAAUGCCAUUGUUUAUAUCACAUUGGGUCGUGUGCUGAAAGCCGCUCUGAUCUUCAAAGGAAUCAUGAUCGAAUGGGUUACGGUCAAAGGGUACGAUGAGACAUUUGACGAUGAUUUAUGGGCCGAAUCAAGGCAUCAAGUCUUCCGUAAAGUGCAAGAUCAUACACAUUCAGCAAUGCUUCACUUCUACAGCCCAACAUUGCCCGACUUGGCUGUAAAAUUCUUCAUGGCUUGGUUACAUAGCUACAUCAAACUCUUCAGCGAACCAUGUAAAAAAUGUGGAAAACAUCUUCUCAACUCUUAUCCACCGACAUGGCGCGAUUUCCGCAUAUUGGAUUCAGCAUUUCACGAAGAAUGCAAAUAAUCCAAUGAAAAAAAAAACGAUUCAACAAAACUGGAGCCUGAAAUAUUAAUGAAACUUAUAUUUGAACAAUAUUGAGGUCAUAAUAAAGAAAAAUAUUCUUGAAACAAAAUAAAUGAAACAAAAGAAAAACUGCAAUUAA